AGACGCUGAAUAUUUUAUAAAAAAUUAAAAAGAAUACACACGUUUAUUUGUAAAAAUGUUAGAUGAAACGUUUAUAUUUUGAAGGCUUUUGGUUUUAAUGGGCGAUAACGCUGUUUCUUACGUCAAAGGAAGAUUGGGUUUCGAAGGGGUUUAUCCAUGAAGAACGAGUAUGCAGUUGUACAUAUUAAGUAUACUUGUUAAUUUGCUUCAAAUUCAUCUGAAAACAUGACAAAUCUAGAAGCUACAAGUUUUGCUGUACCACAGCAUCCCUUGCCUGAGGAAAUUCAACAAAUGAAACGAGAUGAAACAGUGUGUAAAUUCUGUGGAGUUAGUUACUUAAUCCACAAUGAAAUGAAAGCUUUACAAGAAAAAUUAGCUGAGGCAGAGAGGCAGAUGGAGUUUUAUAAAGGAAGUGUUGAAAGAGAGAAACUGUUAAAGGAAAAAAUGGAAACAAUGGAUGGUGAAUAUUUUAAACAGUCCCAGAAACUCAAAGACCAAGAGCAGCAACUUGAACUCUUCAAAUCUGAUCUCAAAAUGAAAGCAAAGUUAAUAAAUGAUAUGUAUUUACAGAAACGCCAAUAUGAAAGUAGCAUUAAAGAAGAACAAAGCAAGUCUGAUAAACUGUCUGCUCACAAUUCUCAUCUGUCAUCAACCUUACAAAAAUACAAAACAUUCAUCAGACACCAAAAAGAGUGUUUGAUUAGUUUGAGAAAAGAUGUUUGUGAAUAUAAAGUGAUAUCAAAUGAUGCUGUUCUGCACAUCGCUGCAAAAGUUAAAAGAGCAUCUGGAAUUCUUCAAAAGAAGGUUAUGCAAGAAAAACAAGAUACAGAAAUGAAAUGGAAGAUGCUGACUGAACAAUUAUUAAACUUUCAAAAUGAAGUAGAUAACUUACGUGGUGCUGACACUAAGUUGCUUGAUUUUCAAACAAAAUGUAUUGAGCAGAAACAGAAAGUUGAUGUUUAUGAAAAACAUGUAAAUCAGUUAGAAGAAGUGAAUAAGACUUUAAAAGAAAAAAAUAAGACCAUUGAAAGUUGCUUGAUCCAGAAAUCAAGAGAAGCAAAGGAUGUAAUGGAUAACUUAGAAACAAUAAAAAAAGAAAAACAAGAAGAACAUUUCAAAUCCAAAGAAUUAUUAAUGGCAAAGGAUGAAGAACUAAAAAAAUCAAAAGAUUUAUGUAUAUCCUUAGAAAAAUUAAUGAAUGAGAUAUCCGCAGCUGAAAAGAAAGUUCAAGAGAAAGUAACUGAUAAAGAUGUGCAAUUGCAGAAUUUGGAAGAAACCGUUUCCAAGCUGAGAAGUGAGUCAGGAAAACUUAAGAUAGAAAGAGAACAAACGAUCAUUUCGCAUCACAAUCGUAUUGAACAACUGAGAGAAAGUUAUUCAAAGAAACUGGAAGCUUCGGAAAGCACAUGCAGUGCACUUCAAAAAGAAUUGCAUGAAAUGAAACGAAAAGUCGAGGUUGACCUUGAAGGAUCGCAACGUAGCUUAAAAGAAGAAUAUGAAAAGGAAAUUAGUGCAUUUAAUUUAAAACAUUUAGAAGAAAUUGGUAUUAUGGAACUUGAAAUAAAGAAUUUGAGUGACAAACUGGUACAUGAAACAAAUAUUUGUCGUGGUUAUAAAGAUGAAAUAAACCAACUGAAAAACUCGUUGUCAACAACCAAGACAAGAAAUGCUCAGGAAACACAGAAAUAUCAGAAUGAAAUUCUGGAUAUGAGAAAGAAUGUCGAAAUGUUGCAGUUGAAGACUGAAAGUGGCCAAAAGGAGACUGAUGCAAAGAAUAGAUAUGAAGCGUUACAGAAAAGUUUACAUGAUACUAAAACACAACUUAAAGUCAUGGAAAAGCAAUUAAAAGCUAAAAAUGAUGAGAUGAUCACGUUGAAAGAUACGGUACGACGUGAAUGUGAAGAAAGACUUGAACUAACGCAAGCUUUAAGUGAUACCAGAAUGCAAUUACUCUCUCUUCAACAAAAUCCGGAAGUAACACGACCGUUUCCGUGCAAUAGACACUUAAAUAAGCCAACAGUGAAUAAUUCCAACCAUAAGUCACGGGUGACACCUGUUGUCCCUCCGGCAAGUGUCGACAUAUCUUCGUCAGAAACCUCUGAAAUCAUUGCGUCUAGAGUUCGAAGAAUUAAGAGCACUGGUAGCGAAGGGGCAACACGAGAGAGUGUCGAUAGUUUCCGAGAAAGAAUUGCUGCAGCUCUUGGUCGGGAGAGUCGUUUUAACCACACCAGAUGAGAACGACGUCAACAUAGUGAAUCUGUUAGCUUAUCGCUCUUCAUAGACAUUGGUGACGUCAACGUAGUGAAUCUGUUAGCUUAUCGCUCUUCAUAGACAUUGGUGACGUCAACGUAGUGAAUCUGUUAGCUUAUCGCUCUUCAUAGACAUUGGUGACGUCAACGUAGAUCUUCAUGUGAAUUCGACACAACUAAAAUAGUCCAUAUAUAAAAAUACUGUGCUUUGACGUGAUAUGAACAGACGUUGCAGUACUGUCUCAUGUCUGUAUGAAACACUGAACAUAUACGUUCAUGACGUUCGCGAUUUCACGACUCUCGCCCUUUUCUCGGCCAAGAUGUCCAUAGAUCAAGGAACAACACUUUCAAUAAAUAAGUAAAUGCUUCAAACAUACGUCUUAGAAUGUUCUCUGUUAGCCAUCUCACAAUAAAAUAAGCAAAAAUGUCAUAAAUUAGGCAAAGUAUACCAAAGCCACUUACAUAUCGUAAGAAAGUAACUAUUUUAGAGGAUUCCGAUUUCAUUGUGGCUAUAAAAACAGCGGUAAUUCCGAGCAACGAACACAUUUUCUGAAAGUAAAAUGAGUUCAUUCUUCUGUGUCACAAAGGAAGGAUGUUCUUGCGUCGACAUCAAUAGCCAAUGUAAAUUACGUUUUAUUUUCAUUUCGUUUCAUUUCUAUUGCAAGUUCCCAUGGAUACAUCUACUACA
Messenger RNA from Dendronephthya gigantea, 2937 nucleotides. Its product is annotated as filamin A-interacting protein 1-like. NCBI's taxonomy places the organism in Eukaryota, Metazoa, Cnidaria, Anthozoa, Malacalcyonacea, Nephtheidae. The transcript is spliced from 11 exons. The coding region runs from base 226 to 2235 and encodes 669 amino acids. The record is from RefSeq and is a predicted model, not a curated record.